Molecule: messenger RNA, 2329 nt
Organism: Pyrus x bretschneideri (Chinese white pear)
Lineage: Eukaryota; Viridiplantae; Streptophyta; Magnoliopsida; Rosales; Rosaceae
Product: LEAF RUST 10 DISEASE-RESISTANCE LOCUS RECEPTOR-LIKE PROTEIN KINASE-like 2.1
Exons: 3
Coding region: 396-2252 (618 amino acids)
Biological process (GO): protein phosphorylation
Molecular function (GO): protein kinase activity; ATP binding
Source: RefSeq, a predicted model, not a curated record
GUAAUAUGUGUUGUGGAUCAGAGGAGUUUUGAGGAUUUUUGAAUAGUAUCAUCGUGACGAGAAUGGUUGAAGAGUCGAGGGGUCAAAGUCUUUCUGGUGCUGGUCAUUGGGGAAGUUGGGAAGGAAACUCCCUAAUAGGCCACGGAAGUCUUUAAGCCGACCAAUCAAACUGUGUAUCCAGCAACUUUUUUACAUGGUUAGUUUCCACAAGUCUUCCGUCUCCUAAUUUCCAAGUCAACUGGCGUGUUAAACAGCCAAUUUCCUUAAUAUAUUGCAUACAAAGAAUUCUGAACCUCUAAACAAUUCAACACUCUUGUUCUGAAGAGGAGGAGUAGAUUUUCUUAUUGUUAUUCCUUUGCGGCGCUUUCUUCUUGUUGAUCAGCUCGAAUCUUCGGAUGGCUCCGGUGGCUUUGUUUAUUCUCGCCGUUCUUGCUCAACUUGUGGUUCUGCACUCUGCUCAAUAUUCAGAAGCGGAACCCUCCAAACGUUGUCCAGGCCACUUCUGCAGUGAAACAGUAGGCCACAUCAGCUUCCCCUUCAAAAGCCCGGGAGAUCCUCCUGAAUGCGGAUUGUUCAAAGUCAAUUGUUCAGUACCCGAUCAGCCAAAAAUCCAAUUGAAAGAGAGAGGAUACUGGUAUGAAUUCCAAGGCCCUUUAUUUUCACCUUGGAUUUCUAUCAAAGACAGAGACCUUGCCGACCCCUUAGAAAAGAAUCGCUGCGAUGAUAGAGUUUUGGACGCCUUGAGUCUUCCCAACAUUUCUUCAAUCCCUGAAGUAUCAUUAUCCACACCCAAUCUUACCCUUCUCAAAUGCAACAACAUCUUGGACAAAAAUUCUUGUCCACAAGCUAAAUAUGUCUGCGGAAAUGCUUACCAUACGUAUUAUAUCAAUUCAUCUAACAGUAAUUUACCUAACCCCCCGCCGCCAGGGUGUACAACCGUUCAGGUCCCCAGGAAUACGCUUAAGCCCAACACGUACCCUCCAUGGACAGCUGAGUUUUACCUCGCAGUGGCGACACCAGAAUGCUUUCAAUGUCUUGACAGAAAAGGUGAAUGCCUGGUUGAAGAGGGAAAAUUUAAAUGCACCAAAGAUCAAGUUGCAGGACAUAAGCAGUUGCAAUUGAAGCUCGGACUAGGUGCAGUUGCUGGUCUCAUAUUUCUAGUCGUUAUCGUUUGCUGCUUAAGAAGAAAGCUGUCAUCAUAUAGAUUUCUUUUCUUUUGGAAGAAGCAAAACCAAAAUCAUCAAAUUGUAGAGGCCUUUCUAAGGAGCUACGGGCCGCUUCAAGUACGAAGGUAUAGCUAUGUGGAGGUCAAGAACAUGACCAACUCCUUCAAAGAAAAACUAGGAAGUGGAGGCUAUGGUGCUGUUUACAAAGGAAAGUUAAAGGACGGCUGUCUUGUAGCAGUGAAGGUCUUGACAAAACUAACAGGAGAUGGAGAAGAAUUUAUGAAUGAAGUGGCAGCCAUUAGUAGAACUUCCCAUGUCAACGUCGUCACCUUGUUAGGCUUUUGUUUUGAGGGUUCCAAAAGAGCUCUCAUCUAUGAAUUCAUGCCUAAUGGAUCUCUAGAGAAAUUCAUAUUUGAUUCAAAUACACCCAACAUAGGUCAUGAUCACUUGGGAUGGGAAGCAUUGGAUCAAAUUUCACUUGGCAUUGCUCGAGGCUUGGAGUACUUACAUCGUGGUUGCAACACAAGAAUUUUGCAUUUCGACAUCAAGCCUCACAACAUUCUUCUCGAUGAAAACUUCACCCCAAAAAUCUCGGAUUUUGGCCUUGCCAAAAUAUGCAACAGGAGAGAGAGUAUUGUCUCGAUGUUGGGCGCUAGAGGUACAGCAGGUUACAUUGCUCCAGAAGUAUUUUCUAGAAACUUUGGAAAGGUCUCACACAAGUCGGAUGUGUACAGCUAUGGAAUGAUGCUUUUAGAUAUGGUUGGAGGAAGAAGGAACAUCAACGCUGAAGCUGAAAAUACAAGUGAAAUAUAUUUUCCGCAUUGGAUUUACAAGCGUCUUGAACUGGACGAAGAGCUUGGGCUGCAGAGUGUUGCAAAUGAGGAAGACAAAGCAAGAGCAAGGAAGAUGAUCAUAGUGAGCUUGUGGUGCGUACAAACUGAUCCUUCAAACCGGCCAGCAAUGAAUGAAGUGAUAGAUAUGUUGGAAGGGAAUGUUGAUUUGUUGCAGAUACCUCCCAAACCUUACAUGUCUUCUCCUCCAAAAUCCCUAGCAGAUUCUUCUGCCGCUUUGGUAUCAAUAAAGUAAAAACCCUGUAUUUUACUUGAACAAAUCUAUGUUUUUCUGAGGCAAUCUAAAUAAUGAAGCAUGCGUUUCAUGUUUUA